AUGGCGAAAAAAUCAAUUUUUUUAGUGGCGGCGGCGGGGUACGGCCUUUCUUCUCCGAUCUUCAGUUCCCCGCCGAACUUCGUGUGGCAGCUGAUCAUCGAGGCUAGAAGGAGCAGUAGCAACAUCGGUGUGGCUCAAGUGGCGGCGGCUUCGUGGUCGAAUAACCAGCAGACAUCAGGACUCACGCCGGCGGCUAAGGCCGUCGAUACAGGCCCCUCUGCCGCCAUGGCGCCAGUUGAGGUCGAAACCGGAGUCGAGGAGGUGGCUGCUGCGGUGAAGAACUCCCGUUGUAAUGGCGAAAAUGUACAGUUAAGAGGACUUGCCUCAUUUGAAAUAUGCUUCUUUUUUGAAUUCUUUGAAUCAACAAUUACACGCCUAAGAUAUCAUUCAAGCAAUUACACAUCGAAUGCCGUUCAGAUCCGGAUUUGUCCCGUCCUGGGAUUCCUUCCUAUGGCGAAAAAAUCAAAUAUUUUAGAGGCGGCGGGGUAUGGUCUUUCUUCUCUGAUCUUCAGAUUCCCGCCGAACUUCGUGCUGCAGCUGAGCAACAAGACUAGAAGGAACUGUGGCAGCAUCGUUUGGCUCAAGUGGAGGCGGAGGCGGAGGCUUCGUGGUCGAAUAACCAGCAGAUAUCAGGACUCACGCCGGCGGCUGCCAUGGCGCCAGUUGAGGUUGAAACCGGCGUUGAGGAGGUGGCCGCUGCGGUCCGGAUUCUCUCGUCCUGAGAUCCCUUCCUAUGGCGAAAACGUCAUUUUUUUAGUGGCGGCGACUGGGUACGGCCUUUCUUCUCCGAUCUUCAGAUCCCCGCCGAACUUCGUGUGGCAGCUGAGCAUCAAGGCUAGAAGGAACAGUAGCAACAUCGGUGUUGCUCAAGUGGCGGCGGCUUCGUGGUCCAAUAAUCAGUGGUUACUGAAUUCUCUUUUUUGA
Molecule: messenger RNA, 924 nt
Organism: Fraxinus pennsylvanica
Lineage: Eukaryota; Viridiplantae; Streptophyta; Magnoliopsida; Lamiales; Oleaceae
Source: the annotation of a GenBank genome assembly